AUGCCCUCCUACUUCUUGAUGUCGCUUGGUAUUGAGACCAUCAACCGCGGCACCACAACAAGUGCCCGCCACGUCACCUGCGUCUUUGCGCACUCCCAGCCACCACCAUUCACCACUUCCACAAUGGCGCAAACGCUUGCGGGUGGCACUUUGGACCGUGCAACACGCCCAUCGAGGAUUCAGAAGGCGAGGAAGCUCAAUGGCCAGCAAAACGUGCAAGGAAGCAAACACGCAGGAGGUAGACAGACUCUUGAUUUUUUGUUGCAUGGACUCAUUUCCACUCAGUUCCCCCGCUUUCGUGUUUUUGCGUGUUCAUCAUGGACUCAUACCUGA
This is a messenger RNA of Suillus discolor, 333 nucleotides long. RefSeq lists its product as uncharacterized. Lineage: Eukaryota; Fungi; Basidiomycota; Agaricomycetes; Boletales; Suillaceae. The record is from RefSeq and is a predicted model, not a curated record. The transcript has 3 exons. The coding region runs from base 1 to 333 and encodes 110 amino acids.